GGAGAGGGAGGGAGGGAUCACAGCCCAGCGGGAGAGAGGGAGGGAGCAGCACCGGGGAGGGGGAGGGGGAGGAGUGGCAACACGGAGAGGAAUAGGGAGACAUAUCUGGAUUGAGCAGAGGCGAAAGGGACGGGCAUCUGGAGCGGGAAGGGGGUGAAGCCAGUGAAGCCCAGAAUCACAACUGGCUGAAGUGUUUCUUGGGGCUGGAGAGAAGCACAAGCGGCUCCCGCUGUCGGGUGGGUUGAAGGAAACGGAAGACCCGAGGACCAGAGUGUCAGGAUGGUGUCUCUGAAAGGGACUGUGAUUCUGCUGCUGCUGUUCCUCAGCAGCCUGUUUGGCAGCGUCUUCAUGCUGGGCCCGCUACUACCCCUCAUGCUGGUGUCCUUGCCGUGGUAUCGCUGGGUCACCGACCGUGUUGUGGCUGUGUGGUUCACCUUCCCUGUGGCCCUGCUGGAGAUGGUGUUCGGUGUACGAGUGGUGAUCACGGGCGACGGCUUCAUCCCUGGCGAACGCAGCGUGAUCAUCAUGAACCACCGCACUCGUCUGGACUGGAUGUACCUGUGGAACUGCCUGCUCCGAUACAGCUACCUCCGCAUGGAAAAGAUCUGCCUCAAGUCAUCACUCAAAGCCAUCCCGGGCUUUGGCUGGGCAAUGCAAGUGGCAGCGUUCAUCUUCAUCGAGCGGCAGUGGGAGAAGGACCAGGACCACAUGAAGGUCAUGCUGGACUACUUCUGUGACAUCCGGCAGCCCCUGCAGCUGCUCAUGUUCCCCGAGGGCACCGACCUGACAGCUUCCACCGUGGCGCGGAGUGAUGGGUUUGCUGAGUCCCGAGGCCUCCCCAAGUACGAGUACGUUCUCCAUCCCCGCACCACCGGCUUCGCCUUCAUCGUCAACCAGCUGCGCGAAGGGUCCAACGUGGAUGCGAUCCAUGAUGUGACAGUGGCCUAUCCCUACAACAUCCCGCAAUCUGAGAAGGACCUUUUCGGCGGCAACUUUCCCAAGGAGAUUCACUUCCACGUCAGGCGGCACGCGGCUGCCAGCCUCCCCGUCACCCUGGAGGGGCUGCAGGAGUGGUGCGAACAGUGCUGGCAGGACAAGGAGAAGCUGCUGCACAGCUUCUACCAGGGAAACCGCUCCUUCCGGGGCCUGGACGAGGAACUGAGUCCGCAGCAUUCCCCGGACCAGAGUCCGACACGGAGCGCGAAUCAGGAGCAGGAUCAGGAUCAGAGUCCAGAUCAGGAACAAGACCAGGGUCCGGAUCAAAAUGAGGAUCACAAUGUGGCAGUCCCAGACCAAAGCCGGGAUCAGGGCCAGAGCCACCGGCGCAGGUGGGCUCCAAACUGGGGUAGGUUUCGGCGUCGGGAGCGGCCGAGGCCGAGUGAGAGCCGAGACGAGGCAUGGCAGGUGGUAAACCGGGGCCGGCGCAGGGACCAGAGGCAGCAGCCGCCACGGGGCAGCAGGGUGCCUCCCUGCAAGUCUAGGGGCAGAGUCUUCCUCAUCAAGCUGUUCUCCAUGGUGUACUGGACAGCGUUUGUAGCGGGCAGCGUCGUGCUGCUGUGGUCCUACACGCUGGCGCGCUGGUACUUCUCCACCAUGGCCAUCCUCUUCAUCCUGCAGGAGCGGCUGUUCGGGGGCAUCGAGAUGAUGGAGGUGGCGCUGCACAGGAGGCGCUCUAAGAAGCACUGACCGACCACCCACCCGCCGGCCUUCCCGUCCACCCGCCGGCCUGCCCCGCCCAAUGCCGGGACUUCCCACCGCCCGGCCAAUCCCAGCAAUUCCCGCUGCAGCCAAUCCCUGGGCUACAGCCACGGGUCCUGCCAACCGCUGGGCUACCCUCCCUCCCCCCCCCCCCCCCCCAUCCGUCCGUCCACCCAAUGCCAGGACUCCGGCCACAGGUUCAGCCAAUCCUGCCCCCCACCCCCAACCCGGCCCAUCCAAUCCUGCCCCCACCCUCAUCCGUCCACCCAAUCCUGCCCCCCACCCUCACCCGGCCCAUCCAAUCCUGUCCCCCCACCCCCUCCAUCCGUCCAUUCCCAUCCAUCCAGCCAGUCCCGGGGCUUCCCCACAUUCAUGCUCCGUCCUUCACGCGUUUGAAAAUCAAAAGCUCCAGAUGCCUGAAUUCUGAAAUAACAAAGUCCGGUCAGGCGGCGUCCCUGGAGAGAGAAGCAGAGUGGGGGAAGCUGUCGGCAGCCGCCUGCCGCUGUACAGUUGCUGCCUGAGAGCUGGGACUGUUCGGGGUGUGUCGGAGAGAGGGAUGUGCUGCACUACAUGGCCAGUCGCUGGGUUCUGUCUCCAGAUCCAACGACAAUUACACCAGCCAGGACACUCAAAGCAAAAGCUCGGGCGCAGAGCGCCGUGGAAGCUGCAAACCCAGAGAGCACCUUCGCUUCGGCACCUCACCUGCUCUAGCGCUGGGAUUCAGCAAAUCUCUGUCAAGCAUCAGUGGAAUAACAGUUCUAUGCCUGUCCCCAGCGAGGGUCAGUGUGUGUGUGGGACCCGUCUCCCAGUGGGGGUCAGGGUGUGUGGGUCUGUACUGUGUAAAACAAAUAUGUUCCCACUGGUUUGUCCUAUGUCUAGGUUUGCACAUGUGUUCCAAUGUGUUUGUGCCCUCUCUGCCCUUUCCUCUGUCGCUCAGGUCUGGUGCCUGGUUGGGACUCACGGGGGUCUGAGAUACUGGGUUGUAUAACCUGAGUGAGCAGGUUAUGUGGAGAGGGGGUGCCUCUGCCAGCUGCUGCUGCCGUGGGUGGGCAGGGCGGAUGGCUGGCUUCCUGACUUUUGUUAUGGGGGGGGGGGGGGGGGGGAUCUCCGUUUGCUUGUGAUCGGUCUCUCUGGAGCUCUGCUGAUGUGAGAGCCGCCCGCUGGCUUCACUUUAUACACGGAUUGUAUACUUUUUAUGACAAGCACUGACACCAAUAAAUAACUUCACUUCA
Leucoraja erinaceus (little skate) is the source of this 2930-nucleotide messenger RNA. RefSeq names its product lysocardiolipin acyltransferase 1 (gene lclat1). Bases 280 to 1686 code for a protein of 468 amino acids. Gene Ontology annotation, cellular component: endomembrane system. NCBI's taxonomy places the organism in Eukaryota, Metazoa, Chordata, Chondrichthyes, Rajiformes, Rajidae. The transcript is spliced from 6 exons. The record is from RefSeq and is a predicted model, not a curated record. Gene Ontology annotation, molecular function: acyltransferase activity.